AUGGCCUCCUCUUCAUCCCAGUCUUACAGAAAGUUCAAGAAGCUGGAAAUGACCGUCGCUACAGCGCGCGAACUAGGCUUCGAGUACGAUUGGAACAAUGGCCUCCUGAUGUUUGGGGACUAUUGGUGCAUGGAAAUCAAGCGUCUCCGCGAAAUGUUGUCCCCCGAUCAUCCUGGUUAUGACGAUGUCUGGGAUCAGAGAGAAUUUGAAGCCGAUAAGUCGUACCUUCGGGACAAGAAGUGGUUUGUCGCGCAGUCAAAGUAUUACGGCCUUCGACUAGGCGAUGUGAAGAUGAAGACUCUGCGCAGUCUGCGCCAUGAUUUGGCCGAGUUGGUCAGAAUGGGUGCGUGCGACACGCUCAGCAAACCUGUAGCCGCUUUCUACGAGGCUUUCAGAGAGAUGGAGGACAUUCAGAAAAGUCAUGUUGAGAUCUUCGAUGGGCUCACAACCCUGGAGGACCAAAUUGCAUUCGAUGUUGAACUCUUCGCGCGGCGCUAUUUCGCACCAAACGGAACACCCGAUCCAACCAUCACUCCCACGCCAAUGUCACUUCGCAACCUUACUAGCGACACUAGGUCUCUACUGGGCCGCUUCGAUGAGAUCGACGGUCUUGAAUGCAGAGUGAUUGAUGUGAACGAUACCGAGUACUGGGCCAUUCUUGGCUGGGACCAACAAGCUGUCGAGGACGCAGUGCGUUCAGCUAGGGAGUUGUUGAUAGAGAGAUCCGACAAAGCGAUAGCCGACGGCGCUUUCGACCUAGUCGCGAGCGAGAUGGAGAAGCAUCACAGAUAUAUCCUCAGCAACCUCACGCCACCAGAAAUUGACUACCGCGUUGAUGGGAAGGAAUUUUUAGUCAAACCGGAAGGGACUCCGAUGCGGCUCGAGGAUGCCCUUGGCAACUUCCUUGUGCAGGGCGUCAUGGUAGAAAAAGAGUAUGCAUCUGUGAACCCAACGGGUUUGGAACUCAACAUCAGACCGUUUUCGUCUCCAGUUGAGGAUGACGGCCUGUUAGUUGGGGACAUGAGGUUCGGCGAAUUUGAAGGGACCGCGAUCCUCUCUUUUGCCUACGACCGGAUGCCGAUUGUCCAGUCAAGGCAUGUGACUCCGUCAGUGGGGUUCGAAAUCGUAGAUGGCCUUGAUACUAUGUGGCAGAGCUUGUCGCUGUUUAAGAAUUUUUCCAAAGGCGGCACGGACGAGGUCAUUCGGGAGGCUCUCGAGGCCGUGAAAAGACGAAAUCACUUCCGGGAGCCACGGCAGAACUGGCGACUGCCAAAAUCGCGCAAGCCAAACCCAUGGUUUCCGCACAGUGGCGCUCGGCGGCUUUGUUUCUGCGCAAAGGGCUGGAAUGACGCUAAGGACAGUGUCAUGGAGUUCAAGAAGGGAGUGCUCGAUUUCAACCCGUCUUGCACCCGGUUUAAAGGCGUCAUCACAAUGUUUGAAAACAAUGAAUUGUACAAGUUGAAGGGCUUCAAGGUAGAAGACUACUCGCCUACGCAGUGGGAAUCCGAGGAAUACGACGACAUGGGGUCGUGGACGACUGAAGGGUCGUCUAUGUCGGGAGAAUUAUCUACGUCUGAAGAGUCAACCACGUCGGGUAACUCACCUGCGUCGGGAGACUCAUCUCCAUCGGGAAACUCAUCUGCGUCUGGGGAGUCAUCUUCAGACUCUGGGGAGUCGUCUUCAGACGUUGACAUGACCUAA
Messenger RNA from Colletotrichum fioriniae, 1701 nucleotides. RefSeq lists its product as uncharacterized. Lineage: Eukaryota; Fungi; Ascomycota; Sordariomycetes; Glomerellales; Glomerellaceae. The record is from RefSeq and is a predicted model, not a curated record.